GGUGGCGGGGAGCUGGGAGCGACUCUGCAAGAGACUCUACGUAACUUCCGCUUCUGAAUAAAGAUGGCGUCCUCCAAGACGGGAGACGGCAUGAGUGAAGCCCAAACAGCGAAAAAGUCUAAAAAGACUACAAACCAGGUGGAUGAAUCUGAACUCCUGACUGUUCCGGAUGGAUGGAAAGAGCCCUCAUUCACCAAAGAUGACAACCCCCGCGGUCUGCUGGAGGAGAGCAGCUUCGCCACCCUCUUCCCCAAAUACAGAGAAGCCUACCUGAAGGAGUGCUGGCCGCUUGUGGAGAAGGCUUUAGGAGAGGCACACGUCAAAGCUUCUCUGGACCUGAUCGAGGGAAGCAUCACCGUCUGCACCACUAAGAAAACAUUUGAUCCGUACGCAAUUGUGAGAGCGAGAGAUCUCAUCAAGCUGCUGGCAAGAAGUGUGCCGUUUGAACAGGCUGUGCGGAUAUUACAGGAUGACAUGGCGUGCGACAUCAUCAAAAUUGGGACACUUGUGAGGAACAGGGAGCGGUUUGUGAAGCGCAGGCAGCGGCUUAUUGGUCCCAAGGGCUCAACCCUAAAAGCGUUGGAGUUGUUGACUAACUGUUACGUGAUGGUGCAGGGAAACACUGUGUCGGCUCUCGGGCCCUUCAACGGCCUCAAAGAGGUACGAAAAGUGGUGAUGGACACGAUGAAGAACAUUCAUCCCAUCUACAACAUCAAGACUCUGAUGAUCAAACGGGAGCUCUCUAAAGACCCCGACCUGCGGGUGCAGAGCUGGGAACGCUUCCUGCCAAAGUUCCGACACAAGAACCUGACCAAGCGGCGAGAACCGAAGAAGAAGAGCGUGAAAAAGGAGUACACGCCGUUCCCUCCAUCGCAUCCAGAGAGCCAGGUUGACAAGGAGCUGGCCACAGGAGAGUUCUUCCUGCGUGAAAGUGUGAAGAGGAGGAAGAAGAUGGAAGAGAUCAAGGUUAAACAAGCAGAAGCUCUGACCAAGAAGCAAGAGGAGAGGAACAAAGCUUUCAUUCCUCCUAAAGAGAAGCCACUAAUGAAGAAAUCCACCAAAGCUCCUGCAGAAGGUAAGCUCGACAUCAACGCCAUCAAGGAGAAAGUGAAAAAGGCCAAAACAAAGAAACUGGGGGCUCCGCCUGUGAACCCAGCUCCUCCUGCAGGCAGCAGCACCAACAAAAAGAAAAAGAACAAAGGCUAACACAGACUUCCACCACCACUGACAUGAUGUGUCCAUGAAGGUGGAGCUUGGAUCACAAACUGUCAUGGUCACUUUUAUUGAACAAUUCAUGUCGCGUGGACUCAAUGUCCAUAUUUGCUUGUAUCGCUUUCAUCCUCCUGGAGACCAAACAUCAGUCAGAGGACGAGCACACCGCCGUUGACUGAUAUCGUACAUUUUCCUCUCUUUCUUUCUGCAGAAUAUUUAUGUUUCAAAGUGUUAACAGAUGCAUGUUUAGGAGGAUGCAGACUCAAUCAGCUGAAAAGUGUGAAAUUAAAGAUUUUUAACAACUCUAA
Messenger RNA from Notolabrus celidotus (New Zealand spotty), 1520 nucleotides. It is a transcript of the gene krr1, whose product is annotated as KRR1 small subunit processome component homolog. Gene Ontology annotation, cellular component: small-subunit processome; nucleolus. NCBI's taxonomy places the organism in Eukaryota, Metazoa, Chordata, Actinopteri, Labriformes, Labridae. The record is from RefSeq and is a predicted model, not a curated record. Gene Ontology annotation, molecular function: RNA binding. The transcript has 10 exons. Bases 64 to 1206 code for a protein of 380 amino acids.